This is a messenger RNA of Penicillium samsonianum, 267 nucleotides long. RefSeq lists its product as uncharacterized. The record is from RefSeq and is a predicted model, not a curated record. Lineage: Eukaryota; Fungi; Ascomycota; Eurotiomycetes; Eurotiales; Aspergillaceae. The transcript has 2 exons. The coding region runs from base 1 to 267 and encodes 88 amino acids.
AUGGAUCAUCUCCUCUUCGUAUCGCGCGAUAGCUCCAGUUAUACCCCAGUUGAACAAUUGAUUGUAAAGCCACGAAACACCCUCGUCAAAGACCUCGAACGCAGUGUCUUCCUAGCCACGAGGGACGUCGUGGAAGACAAAUUCGCGGUAUUCCUGCACUUGGGCAAUGGAAGCGAGGCAAUCUUUGAAAGACUCAAGAUCUUCGAAGUCUUCGCACGAUUGCUGUGUGAUCAACGAGGAUGGCUGAGGAGGAGGGGUAUCGUCUGA